Molecule: messenger RNA, 1442 nt
Organism: Penaeus vannamei (Pacific white shrimp)
Lineage: Eukaryota; Metazoa; Arthropoda; Malacostraca; Decapoda; Penaeidae
Source: RefSeq, a predicted model, not a curated record
AAACAAGUUGUGAUGAUACUCAAGAAUUUCGGUCCGGGAUUACUCUGAGAAAGUGCAAGUAACAAUGAUAAGUCAUCAUGGGUGUGGACAAGGUAGCAAUCACAACUUCAGAAGGAACAUGGGAGCUGCCCCUUGCAGCCAUAUUUUGUAUUGCCAUAGCUGUUUAUGUUCUUCUUAUAAUUAUUGGUCUUAGCAUUAGACAAUGUUUACUGAAGAAAGGUGUGUGUGGGGGAGGCUGUCCUCAUAUCCCUUGCUGUAACUGUGCUGAAAUGGGCUUACGAUGUGCCCAAGCCUGUUCUUGCUGUGGGCCAAAGCCUUCAUGUUCAAUGCUGUUAGACUGUUGUUGCCCAGGAAAUCAGGAAUGCACUUGCCUCCAGCUGGAGGCAUGUGGACCUUGUCCAGAUUGCUCAGAGUGUACAUCCUGCACAAGUUGCUGUGAGAAUCCUUGCAUAGACUGCAACAACUGCUAUAACUGGUGCUCUGCUCCUUCUGCAUGUUCUCCAGGACCUUUGUGCGACUGUAGUAGUUGCACUUGCAGUUGCACAACACCCGAGUGCUCCACAAUAAAUUGUCUUUGUUGUGAGAUAACUAUUAAAGGUCGUGGACCACAGGGUGACACUUAAUAUAGUCUUGUGAAACUGAGAAAUUUAAUGAUUUUUUAACUGUAGUUUUAAAAUUCCUCAACUUCUGAUGCUGUAUUUUUUUGGAUUUAGUUUUAUAUGAAUUUAUUUUUAUACUUCCAGUGUGCUGUUUUGAUAAUUUUGACUUGUAAGUUAUUAUUAUUAUUUUUUCUUUCAGUCAUUUUAUCAGAAUAAGUUAAUUCUUAAGUUUGUGACAAAUGGAAAUUUUCCCUGCAAUAUACUUUUGUAUGUUUUGUAUCUACUAGUCAUUAUUUUAGUGGUUAUUAUGAAGAUAAUUUCAUAGUAAUUCUUGUAUAUGAGAGGAAGUAUUGCUGAAACAAACAUAUCAGUGUACCUGCUAUUCCAUCCAGUAUGUAAAUACCUUGAGUUUGCUAUUUUUGUAAGAGUACAAAUUUAGAUUUAAUUUUUGAGAUUUUUUGUGUGAAUUACAUUAUUAAUUGAUUUAAGUAGUGAAAGCUUACUGUGUACUAACCUGCUAAUACCUCAAUGGUUAAUGGUUAAAAUAAAUGUGCUAGACAUCUAAGGUCAUAUAGCACUAUAGGAAGGUACAAUAAAGGGUAGUGAAGGGUUAGUAGUCAGUUGCUAUGCAUCAACUGUCAAGAGUAAUAUUACAAAGGUUAAAGAUGGGUAAAGGAGUUGAUGAGUGAACAGUGGGGUUAUGUAGAUCAGGUGAAGGAUAUGUAUGCGUCUGCGGGAGAACAGGUUGUCAAAGCAGAGGAGGAUGUGUAAGAAAAGUCUCUUGGAGGCAGAUAAUGAAUGGGUUAUAAGAAGAAAGGAUAUGACGAGGGUCAGGUCUGUGAU